This is a messenger RNA of Pseudopodoces humilis (Tibetan ground-tit), 2173 nucleotides long. The record is from RefSeq and is a predicted model, not a curated record. NCBI's taxonomy places the organism in Eukaryota, Metazoa, Chordata, Aves, Passeriformes, Paridae.
UCCAAAGAGCAUUUUUGCUGGUAUCUCUGGGAUACUCCUGGGGCUUUUCCUGCAUUUUCAAGGAUGUUCCUUUCCCAAGUCCUCUGCAGACUGAAAGCUAAUGCAUUAAUUCCAUAUAUAUUUUUUGUUUAACAGGCUUUUUUAAUGUCUGGCAUCAAAAACUCUUAUAUUUUUGUAUCAUUUAACCCACAGCGAUUUCAGCAGUGGAGAAAUAAUAAUAAAAGAGGAAAAAUAACUUAAAAAAGAAAAAAAAAAGAUGUCGAGGCAAGCUUUCCUGUGCAGUUUGGGAUCUCUUUAUUUCUCUCUGCUCUUCAUCUUCCUCUCGAUGGAUGUUUAUGCCAGGCCUGCAAAUAAUUCCGUGCUGAAGGAAAAAGCAGCUGAGGGCAAAGAGGAGAACGAGAUCCUGCCCCCGGAUCACCUGAACGGCGUCAAGAUGGAGAUGGAUGGACACCUGAACAAGGAAUUCCAUCAGGAGGUUUUCCUGGGAAAAGACAUGGAGGAAUUCGAGGAGGAUUCAGAGCCCAGGAGGAACAGGAAGAAGCUGAUGGUGAUUUUUUCCAAGGUGGAUAUAAAUAAUGAUAAAAAAAUCAGUGCCAAGGAAAUGCAACGUUGGAUCAUGGAAAAAACAGAUGAGCAUUUCCAGGAGGCCGUAGAGGAGAACAAAAUGCAUUUCCGAGCUGUGGACCCUGAUGGGGAUGGUCACGUGUCCUGGGAUGAAUAUAAAAUUAAAUUCUUGGCAAGUAAAGGCUUCAAUGAAAAGGAAAUUGCAGAGAAAAUCAAAAACAACGAGGAAUUGAAAAUAGAUGAAGAAACGCAGGAGGUGCUGGACAACCUGAAGGAUCGCUGGUACCAGGCAGACAAUCCCCCUCCGGACCUGCUGCUGAGCGAGCAGGAGUUCCUGUCCUUCCUGCACCCUGAGCACAGCCGCGGAAUGCUGCACUUCAUGGUGCAGGAGAUCAUCCGCGACCUGGAUCAGGACGGGGAUAAGAAGCUGACGCUGUCGGAGUUCAUCUCCUUGCCCGUGGGCACUGUGGAGAACCAGCAGGCACAGGACAUCGAUGAUGACUGGGUGAGGGACAGGAGGAAGGAAUUCCAGGAGGUCAUCGACGCCAACCACGACGGGAUCGUCACCAUGGAGGAGCUGGAGGAGUACAUGGAUCCCAUGAACGAGCACAACGCGUUGAAUGAGGCGCGGCAGAUGAUCGCCGUGGCCGACGAGAACCAGAACCACCACCUGGAGCUGGAGGAGAUCCUCAAGUACAGUGAAUAUUUCACUGGCAGCAAACUCAUGGAUUACGCCCGUAAUGUCCACGAGGAAUUCUGAGCUUCCUCUCCCCUUUUCCGGAACUUUCCGUUUCCUAAAAAAACGACAAAAAAAAUCCCGGGGAAAAAGGACUCAGCCGAGCCACAAGAAUUCUUCACCGCUGUUGCUGCUCCUUGCUCAGAGUUUUCUCAAAUUCCCGGUUUUCCGUCCAUCCCUGGGAUCUGCAGCUCCUUGCUGGGAGAAAUCGUGGAAAUUCCUGGAUUCUGGCAGUUUUCCUCCCUGGUUUGUGGGGUUGGAUCCAGCUGGAAUUCUGGCUGGUCUGGUUGGGGAGAAUCCUGAAAUAUUCCCUUGUUGCCUUCAGCUGCUGAUCCACGGAAUCCCAAAUAAAGGUUGGAUUUUGGGAAGGGAACGGCGAUUCCAAGGAAUGUUUGUCCUCCUCACCCAGUUCCAUUUGGGAGGCUCCUUAAAUUUCUUCCCUCACAGCAGCUGAUCCAGGGAAUCCCAGAUAAAACUUGGAUUUUUGGAAGGGAACUGUGAUUCCAAGGAACGUUUGACCUCCUGGGAAUUGCCCUCACAGCUGCUGAUCCAGGGAAUCCCAGAUAAAAUUUGGAUUUUGGGAAGGGAACGGUGAUUCCAAGGAAUGUUUGUCCUCCACACCCAAUUCCAUUUGGGAGGCUCCUUGAACACUCCCUUGUUUGCUUUUUCCAGCUGCUGAUCCAGGGAAUCCCAUAUCAAAGUUGGAUUUUGGGAAUUUUGGUAGUUCCAAGGAAUGUUUGACCUCCUGGGAAUAUCCACACUCAAUUCAAGGUGUUUUUCUCACCUUCCUGAAGAGUUACUGGGAAUUUAAUGGAAUUUUUCACCUCUUUUCAGGGGGCUGUGGGGAAGAAUUUAUUUAAAAUGUUAAAGAAA